Cephus cinctus (wheat stem sawfly) is the source of this 1330-nucleotide messenger RNA. It is a transcript of the gene MKP-4, whose product is annotated as dual specificity protein phosphatase MPK-4. The record is from RefSeq and is a predicted model, not a curated record. The transcript has 2 exons. Gene Ontology annotation, cellular component: nucleus. Lineage: Eukaryota; Metazoa; Arthropoda; Insecta; Hymenoptera; Cephidae. Bases 149 to 1198 code for a protein of 349 amino acids. Gene Ontology annotation, biological process: protein dephosphorylation. Gene Ontology annotation, molecular function: protein tyrosine/serine/threonine phosphatase activity.
UAUUCGUUAGACUUUUUUUUUACUAAAAUGGACUCUGAGAUGUUUAAAUCAAUUACUUAAAAAUAAUAUCUUCCAAACACUUAAAUUUAUAUUGCUAAUACUUGAAAGAUAUUUAAUACACACUUUAAUUGUAGGAAAUAUAAUAAGCAUGGCUCAUGAUGACAUUGGCAAAUUAACGAGAGAAGAUUUUGAUGCUGGUCCAUCAAGCUAUGAUGAGAUUGAACCAGGAUUGUUCCUGGGUAAUCUGACAGCUGCUACAGACUUUGAAUGGCUGAAAGAGGCUAAGAUAACUCAUAUACUAACUGUUGACUCAUGUCCUUUGCCACGAAAAGUUCAAGUUUUACCAGAUAUUGUUCUAAAAUAUAUACAAGUAACAGAUUUGCCAAGAGAGGAUCUAUUGACUUACCUGGAAGAUUCUUACCAGUUUAUACAACAUGCUCUAGAAUCUGGUGGUAAAAUUCUGGUACACUGUUACUUUGGAGUAUCCCGAUCAGCCACCUUAGUGAUUGCAUACAUUAUGAAAAAGUAUAGCAUAGGAUAUACAGAAGCUUUUGAAUUAGUCAAAAAGAAGAGACGCUUCGUCUGUCCAAAUCCUGGCUUCGUAGAACAGCUCCGACUCUAUGAAGACAUGGGACACAGUAUAGAUAAUAGAAAUGUACACUUCAAGAUGUAUCGACUACAAAUAGCAGCAGACAAAGUGCGGAAGGCGAAGAUUCUACCACAAAGUUGCAUGGACCUUGUGAAGCCAGAUCCUGCCCUGACAACAGUGCAUCCUGAGCCUACUGUAUAUAGAUGUAAGAAGUGUCGCCGUAUAGUUGCUUCAGCUAGUAAUGUCUUACCACAUAUGCCACGAGAGAAACAAGUUUGGAGGCAUAUAAGUUCCAAACGUUACAAUAAAUCUCCAAGACAAGAUAAGCAGGCAAACAAGCCUGCAGAAAACCUACAGAAGGAGGAAUUACCACCAACAGAAGUCUGCACUAAGACUUACUUCCUGGAACCUCUUUCCUGGAUGCCCAAUAUAAUGCACAAUGUCGAAGGGAAAUUGAACUGUCCAAAAUGCAGUACAAAACUUGGUUCCUUCAGCUGGGUAGCUGGUUGUCAGUGUCCCUGUGGAAGCAAAAUUGCUCCUGCAUUCUACCUGGUACCUUCGAAAGUUGAUUGGAGCAAUGCCGUGCAAAAUGUCCAGGUGACAGUUUAAAAACCAGAAAAAAACAUUCAAACGGAAAUUAUUCAGGAAGUAAUUCAUGAUGGUUGUGACUUUUAAUCUUCGUAAAAUGUAUUUACUUAAGAUGCUUAAUUUGAUAACAAAAUGGGAAUCACUUAUGACCAA